AAGCAACAUACUCAGUGUAUCAGUGAGGAUGAGAAGUACCAGAAGGCUUUAUACAAGGGUAAAAAGAAACAGAAUCAGAAUCAGAAUCAAAACCAAAACCAAAACCAAAACCAGAAGAAACAGAAACAAACUACUGUGACAGAAGAGAAGAAACCAGCCGAAAAGGAAACCAAGAAAGAGGUCAAGAAAUCUUUGCCAAAUUUCAAGAAAGGUGACAACUUGUACAAGAUUUUGAAAUCCUAUAAGGACAAGGACGACAAGAAGAAAUUGCUGAAAUCGCUAGUUGUCGACAGUGAAGGUCGCAUAGUACUAAAGAACUAA
Molecule: messenger RNA, 321 nt
Organism: Ogataea philodendri
Lineage: Eukaryota; Fungi; Ascomycota; Pichiomycetes; Pichiales; Pichiaceae
Exons: 1
Source: RefSeq, a predicted model, not a curated record